GGUGGUGGUGGGGGAGCGGCGGUUUGCCUACAGUUCCGUUUGAUGGAUCCAAGAAUCGCAUGGUUUCAACCAGAACAACGUGGACCUGCUAACAAGCUGUGGAUGCAGAUUUGGGAUACGACUCAGGGGCUCGGCUACUUGCAUGUAAAUAACUGCUACACCGCCGGACCUCAGGGCAGUCUGAAAGCGAUCGUCAACGGGGCGUCGGGAGCUGGGAGCAGAAACGGGGCACUUGACUCCAACACCGGCAGCGGGGACGCCAGGAUCAGUAUGUCGUCCUCGAUAGGGGACAGAGAAAUGAAGGCACAGCGGGACUUUAUACCACUGGAAAGCAACAGCAACCACAACAACCGAGCCGGUGGCAGGGGCGGUGUCCGUGGAGAGGGGCAGCAGCAGGGCAGCGGGGUCGCGGUGCUUUCGAGGUGGCUGACGGACGGACACCCCAACAAAAGGAAAAGAGACAACAAGGCUAGCACUUUCGGUUUCAAUUCUAGCCUCUUGAACAGUGGCAGCAGCAGCUCCAACACAGGAGGCUACGAUGGUUACGCGGGCACGCCGUGGAAAGUCAGGAACUACUCGGAAGGAAUUGUCGGGUUACACGAGGAGGUGAAGGACUUCUACGACUACGUCUCCCCCCGGGCGGAGGAGGAGAAGAUGAGAGAGGAGGUGGUGGACAGAAUCAAGGGAGUCAUCCACGACCUGUGGCCCAGUGCAGAGGUCCAAGUCUUUGGGAGUUUCAGCACUGGUCUUUAUCUGCCAACAAGUGACAUUGACUUGGUAGUUUUUGGGAAGUGGGACACACUCCCACUCUGGACGCUGGAAGAGGCUCUCCGGAAGAGGAACAUCGCGGAUGAGAACUCUAUCAAAGUAUUGGACAAAGCCACGGUUCCCAUCAUCAAACUGACGGACUCCUUCACUGAGGUCAAAGUGGACAUCAGCUUCAAUGUGAAGAGCGGCGUUAAAGCGGCCCGGCUCAUCAAGGAAUUCAAAGAGAAAUACCCCGUGCUGCCUUACCUGGUCCUGGUGCUGAAGCAGUUCCUACUGCAGAGGGACCUCAAUGAGGUUUUUACCGGUGGAAUUGGCUCCUACAGUCUCUUCCUCAUGGCUGUCAGCUUCCUGCAGCUUCACUACAGGGAGGAUGUGUGCAGCCCCAACAUCAACAUCGGCGUUCUGCUCAUUGAAUUCUUCGAGCUAUACGGCCGCCACUUCAACUACCUGAAAACGGGCAUCAGGAUAAAAGAUGGAGGCUGCUACAUUGCCAAAGACGAGGUUCAGAAGAACAUGAUGGACGGCUACCGGCCCUCCAUGCUCUACAUCGAGGACCCGCUGCAGCCCGAUAACGAUGUCGGUCGGAGUUCAUACGGUGCCAUGCAGGUGAAGCAGGCGUUUGACUACGCCUACGUGGUGCUCAGCCACGCCGUGUCGCCCAUCGCCAAGUACUAUCCCAAUAACGAGACCGAGAGCGUACUUGGCCGAAUAAUCCGGGUAACACAGGAAGUGGAUGAGUACAGGGAAUGGAUCAGAAAGAACUGGGGGAGCCAGUCUCAGAAUGAUCUGCCACUCAACAGAAAUGACGUCACACUGUUCGAGUCCCAGCAGCUCGAUGAGUGCAACAACAACAUUCCAGAUGACGACGACGAUGGUGUUGUAGUAAAAACCUCCAAUUCCUCCUCUCCGUCGCCCUCACUGCGGUCCUUUCCCUCCUCCUCUCCACUGUCGCCUUCCUCCACGACCUCAACCUCCAGCUCCAGCGAUGCGGACUCUGAUGGCACGCCGUGUAAGACGGCCAAGCAGCAGUCUGUCCGGGGCUCCAGCGCCCACAGAGAGAAGUCCACUGUCGUCAAUAAUAACCGAACACAGAGCCAGGCGAACAGCACUCCGUCUGGGAGCAACAAGGGUGGCAAGGCCAGGGUGUCUCGUUCUAACCAUAAGAGCGGCCACCAGGGGCAGCAAAGCUCCUCCUCUACCACCAAAAGUCAUCAGAGCAACAAGCCACACCACCAGGGCAACAGCAAGAAGAGGAAAAAUGUGCGAGACUCUACACAAGAAGACCUCUGCAGAUAGGGGUGAUCUCGCCUGUGCCCCCGUCACCCCCGUCACCCCGUCACCCUCUUCCCGUCUGCUACUGACUGACUCUCCUGUCCCACUUCUGCUGCCAGACUCCAGCCUCGGGAGGUUUUUAGAAGUAUUCAGACAGCUACAGUAUCUGUCUCUCUGUCAAGCUUUUCGGGGUGACUAAGCAACAAUUUCUAGCAGGAAAAAAAAAAUGAACAAAAAAAAGACUUGUUAUAGGAAAUGGGGUUUAAUUUCUUGAACUUGAACUGAAAUCACAAUGGAUAAAAGCUCAUUUGCUUCCUGAUAGCUUAUUUUAUAGAGUGGUGUUCCUUCCUGCAGCCAGCAUCUACACAACACGCCUCUUGCGCCUCCUGCUGUACAGGAAGAGACGGGUCCGGUGUCUGGAAUCUACUCUGCAGCAAUACCUGGAACCACCUGCUGGAAAAUAGGAUGAGAAAUUGUACUCCCCCACCCCCCCCCCC
Molecule: messenger RNA, 2537 nt
Organism: Anarrhichthys ocellatus (wolf-eel)
Lineage: Eukaryota; Metazoa; Chordata; Actinopteri; Perciformes; Anarhichadidae
Gene: tent4b
Product: terminal nucleotidyltransferase 4B
Exons: 12
Coding region: 43-2064 (673 amino acids)
Biological process (GO): polyadenylation-dependent ncRNA catabolic process; RNA 3'-end processing
Cellular component (GO): TRAMP complex; nucleolus
Molecular function (GO): mRNA binding; poly(A) RNA polymerase activity
Source: RefSeq, a predicted model, not a curated record